CGGCUCGGCUCAGCAAGGCUCGGCUCAGCUGAGCGCGGCUCGAAGCGCUCCCGCCCCGCCUUCCGCGGGCGGCCCCCGGACGGGGCGGCACCGCCCGAGCCGCUGCGGAGCCGGGGCCGGAGCUGGGAACGGGACCGCGACCGGGGCAGCGGCGGAGAGAGGUUAUCGGGAGCAUUUAACCAGGCUCACCUCCUAACUUGCUGUUUACACUGGAGAGGCGUAUUGACAUGAAAACGAUGGCGGCCAUCAGGAAGAAGCUGGUGAUUGUGGGAGAUGGUGCCUGUGGAAAGACGUGUCUGCUGAUUGUGUUUAGCAAGGACCAAUUCCCUGAGGUCUAUGUACCGACUGUGUUUGAGAACUACAUUGCUGACAUAGAGGUAGAUGGGAAGCAGGUGGAGCUGGCCCUGUGGGACACGGCGGGACAGGAGGACUAUGACAGGCUGCGUCCCCUCUCGUACCCGGACACAGACGUUAUCCUCAUGUGCUUUUCUAUUGACAGCCCAGAUAGCCUCGAGAACAUCCCUGAGAAGUGGACACCAGAGGUGAAGCAUUUCUGCCCCAACGUGCCUAUCAUCCUGGUGGGGAACAAGAAGGACCUGCGGAACGAUGAGCACACGCGGCGGGAGCUGGCCAAGAUGAAGCAGGAGCCGGUGAAGCCCGAGGAGGGCAGGGACAUGGCCAACAGGAUCAAUGCCUUUGGCUACCUUGAGUGCUCGGCCAAGACGAAGGAGGGCGUGCGGGAGGUCUUUGAGAUGGCCACCCGUGCGGGUCUGCAGGUCCGGAAGAACAAGAAGCGCCGGGGCUGCCCGCUGCUGUGAGCAGCCCAGCAGGCCAGCAGGCAGCUGCCUGCACCUGCUGCCUGCACCUGCUGCCUGUGCCGGCGGGGAGGGAGCACUGGCAGACAGCCGACGUGGGACCUUGUGGUGCCAGUAUCUGCCCCCAACCCUCCACACGAGAACUGCCACCCGAGCCUGUGGGUGUCCCUGUGUCACCCCAGCGCUGUGAGAGGCCGGUGCCUUCAGUCCCCGCUGCUCACUGUGGGCCGGGUGUUUGUGUAGCUCUCCAUGUCACCCCAUUUUGUACCGAUCUCCCUGUUUUUGCCUCUCCCGUGGGGAUUGCUGCGGUGUUUGCUCUCCCUCUCCAGCUCCGGGCAGGUGCUGCAGAAGCAGGAGGUGCCGCUGGCUGCUGCCCACCGCUCAUGUGCAGGGUCUGCUGCACCCUCGGGUGCUCUGCCCGCUCCCCUUGGCCGUGUGGGCACACGCCAGCUUUUUAUACAGACUUGCCCAGGGCCAUUUCCAGCCCUGUCUGUGUGCAGAACUGCUCUGCUCUCGGGACCCACACUGGGGCAGCACCUCUGCCCAGCUCCGCCAGUUACGCCUUCUCCCAGUCUGUGUUGGUCAUGGACUUUGCACCGGUAAACUGAACUGCCUAACUGGGAGAAUAAAUGCAAACUGGGAUUUCAGUAAUUGUAA
Molecule: messenger RNA, 1472 nt
Organism: Columba livia (rock pigeon)
Lineage: Eukaryota; Metazoa; Chordata; Aves; Columbiformes; Columbidae
Gene: RHOC
Product: ras homolog family member C
Exons: 6
Coding region: 228-818 (196 amino acids)
Biological process (GO): small GTPase-mediated signal transduction
Cellular component (GO): cytosol
Molecular function (GO): GTP binding; protein kinase binding; GTPase activity
Source: RefSeq, a predicted model, not a curated record